GUCACUGCAGCCGGAAGCGCCGCUCGGAGCAGUAAACAACCCCGUCGAGAGCCGCGGCCGCCGCGCUUCCAUCUUUGAGGAGCCGGAGUCCGAACUCCUGGCGGACCAUGGGCGGCGUCCUGGGCCUGUGCUCCAUGGCGAGCUGGAUACCAUGCUUAUGUGGAAGUGCCCCGUGCCUGCUCUGCCGAUGCUGCCCCAGUGGAAACAACUCCACCAUAACUCGUCUGAUUUACGCAUUCUUUUUACUACUUGGCGUGAGUGUUGCCUGUGUGAUGUUGAUACCAGGCAUGGAAGAGCAACUGAAGAAGAUACCUGGAUUUUGUGAUGGAGGGAUGGGAACAAGUAUUCCUGGUGUGCACGGCCAUGUGAAUUGCGAUGUGCUGGUUGGUUACAAAGCCGUGUACCGUGUGUGCUUUGGUAUGGCCAUGUUCUUCCUUCUCUUCUCCUUACUGAUGAUCAAAGUGAAGAGCAGCAAUGACCCAAGAGCAGCAGUGCACAAUGGAUUCUGGUUCUUUAAGUUUGCAACAGCACUUGCAAUUAGUGUUGGAGCUUUCUUCAUACCAGAGGGACCAUUUACAACUGUGUGGUUUUAUGUAGGUAUGGCUGGAGCAUUCUGCUUUAUUCUUAUUCAGCUGGUCUUGCUCAUUGACUUUGCCCACUCCUGGAAUGAGUCUUGGGUUGAAAAAAUGGAGGAAGGAAACUCGAGAUGCUGGUAUGCAGCUCUGCUGUCAGCUACAGCUGUCAAUUACCUGCUGUCUCUAGUGGCUAUUGUGUUGUUUUAUGUUUAUUACACUCACCCGGAAGGUUGUUCUGAAAACAAGACCUUCAUCAGUGUUAAUAUGCUGCUAUGUAUCGGAGCUUCUGUAAUGUCAAUUCUGCCCAGGAUUCAGGAAUCUCAGCCAAGAUCCGGUUUGCUGCAGUCUUCUGUGAUCACUAUUUACACGAUGUAUUUGACUUGGUCAGCUAUGACCAAUGAACCAGACAGGCGCUGUAACCCGAGUUUGCUGAGCAUCAUAGGUUACAACAGCACCACCACUCCGACCCAGGGGCAGGUAGUUCAGUGGUGGGAUGCACAAGGAAUUGUAGGACUGGUUUUGUUUUUGCUGUGUGUUCUCUAUUCAAGCAUCCGCACAUCCAACAACAGCCAGGUGAACAAGCUGAUGCUGACCAGUGAUGAGUCGACGCUGAUAGAGGAUGGAAUGCCCCGGAGCGACGGCUCUCUGGACGAUGGGGAUGAUGUUCACCGAGCCAUAGAUAACGAGAGGGAUGGAGUUACCUACAGCUACUCCUUCUUUCAUUUCAUGCUUUUCCUGGCAUCACUCUAUAUCAUGAUGACGCUUACCAACUGGUACAGUCCGGAUUCUUCUUACGAGACGAUGACCAGCAAGUGGCCAUCGGUCUGGGUGAAGAUAUCUUCCAGCUGGAUCGGCAUCAUGCUGUACGUGUGGACGCUGGUGGCUCCACUCGUUCUUACCAACCGUGACUUUGACUGAGCUGUGCUGCUCCCUGGGGGGUAGGGGGGCUGUGGUGGCUUCAGCCCACCUGUGACACAGCGUUCCUCGUAGCAGUGCAGCUGUAACACGUGUGCGUGUGUCCAUGUAGCAUACCCUGCUUUAUUCUGCAUGAUUACCCUGAAUCAUGUCUCUUGUCAUUUCACUAAAGGACUUUUUCUAGCUGAGCUCAGUGACAAUUGCUAUAGUGAUGGUUUUCAUAGGAUUACACCUAGACCUAAGUGCUCCGGGAGCAUUAGAUUAAGAUCAGGACUUUUUGGAAGUAGGAUUUUUUUCCCUUCAGUGGCGUUAAAUAGCUGUAGGAAAAAAAGGUGCAACUAUUAAUUAGGGUUCAAAACAGUAUUAGAUCAGGUUUUGCAAGCAAAGGAGGGGCUGCCUUUGAUCCCGGUUGCCUUGAUUCCAAAGUCUUGAGAAAGCGCUGUUAGAUGCAGAAGCGUCCAUGUUGGAGUUCACUGGACAUCUUGCUGCAUUUGGGAACCAAUGGCCUGACCUCUCCCAGUAGGGGGGGUCAGUGGUACCUUAUGCACAGGUGUUAAGUAGGGAAACUUGUCCCUACAGCUGCAGAGGAGUUGCAGAUGUCCUCCUUGGUGCUGGUGGGUUCCAUGUGUCCCUUUGCAGACACCCUGGGGAAAAAUGUCCUGCUACUGGAUGCUCAGAAGCAUGUUUUUGAGGCACCUGUUUACAAUGUGCAUCUAUGUAUUAUUUUUUCUUUAAAGUAGUUUAAAUGGGAUAGCUGUGCUGUAAUUUAUUGCUGUUUGGUGUGCCACUUUCUCUCUUGGCUGAGACUCAAUCACUGAGAUUGCAAGGAGCUGAGUGGUAAAAACUCUGUAAGCCCUUUAGAGGAAUUUUUAGAGUAUUGUUUAAAAAAGAAAUGGGAAGAAAAAGAGCACUAAAAUUGCAGUAACUGAAGGAGGUUUGCAUUAACUGACACUUCAAGAGUCAUUUCUCAGUGUAUCUAGGGCUCUAAAUAUUUGAAACCUUUUAAUGUAUCAGGUAUUUUGCUUGUUAUACAUGGCCAGAGAUGGAGUUAGGCCUAGAAAGUCUAAAUCUAGGCAGGAGGUAAGCAAUUAAUCUGUCUGAUUACCACACUGUAUAGUUCUGUGCUGUUAGGAAAUCUGAAAUGCUUUUGUACUUGCGGCUUUGUGAUUCAGUAAGCUGCAUUAUUUCUGUUACUUGCUACAACAUGAGCCUAGAGCAGCCUGACUGGGAGUGACCCUGGAGCCUUCAGCAGAUGUCACGCUGAUCUGUUACUGUGGCAUUUAUACUGUGACUUCCUGUGGCUAAUUAUUCUCUAAGCUUUUAUUUUAAUUCAGCACCUAAGCACAUUUACUGCAGCAGUCUGACAUGUCAGUCAGACUUGAGGUGGUAAUGGAAUGAUUAGUAAAGGCUCAUAAUAAUUUGGAAUAUGUUGUUACCUUAUUAAUAAAUCAAUCUGGAUGACA
Messenger RNA from Colius striatus (speckled mousebird), 2953 nucleotides. RefSeq names its product serine incorporator 1 (gene SERINC1). Lineage: Eukaryota; Metazoa; Chordata; Aves; Coliiformes; Coliidae. Gene Ontology annotation, cellular component: membrane. The transcript has 10 exons. The record is from RefSeq and is a predicted model, not a curated record. The coding region runs from base 108 to 1493 and encodes 461 amino acids.